AUGGUAAACUGUGCGCUAAACACUUGUAUAUAUAGAGAGAGAGACGUCGUUCCGCCGGCAGCCGUGCAUCAGCCGGUGGCAGCGCCUUCGCCCCCGGCGGCUUGCCACUUCACCGCCCCAAACUCCACCACCCCCUCCGCCCCCGCCGCCGCCCCGGCCGCCACCGCCGCUAAUACUCCCCCAGGGAGACACACGCAGAAGGGCCGGGAAGGGCGGUGUUCAGAGGCGGUGGCGGCGCGCAGGUGCCACGUGGCAGGGCCGCAGCCCUGGCAGCGAGCCCUGGCAGCGCAAGAACCGCUGCCUCCGCCGCUGCCAACGCCCGCGGCAGAUAAGCCGCUCCGCAAGAAGACGUCUCCCUAUCCUCGUGCUCAAAACGCCGCGGCGCUGGGCGUCAAGAACGGGCUGCCGCGGCGACUGCGCACCGCCUACACCAACACGCAGCUGCUGGAGCUGGAGAAGGAGUUCCACUUCAACAAGUACCUGUGCCGGCCGCGGCGCAUCGAGAUCGCCGCCUCGCUGGACCUCACGGAGCGGCAGGUGAAGGUGUGGUUCCAGAACCGCCGCAUGAAACACAAGCGGCAGACGCUCAGCAAGGCGGGCGGCGGCGCCGGGGGCGACAGCGACGCCGACAGCGCAGCGGUGAAGCAGGAGUCGGCGGCCGCCGCGGGCAAGACGCCCCCGCCGCCCACGUCGCUGCUGGUGUCCACCAAGCGGGAGACCGUCUCCGUGCUGGACUCUGCGGCGCUGACGCCCGCCUCCACGCCCAGUCCCGGGGGCGGCGGGGGCGGAGCCGGGGGAGGGGUGCCCGGGGGUGGAGCCUACGGCCGGCCGCAGAGCGGGGUGCCGCCCCCCGGCGUGCUGAGGGGCGCCGUGGCCGCCGCCGCCGCUGCCCAGCCGUGCUUCAGCCCCCAGAGGCUCUACCAGGACAACAACCCCUUCCUCAGGCAAUACCCUCGACCGAACGGCAUGCAUCCGUCGCCACGGGGAACCACGUCUGGGGGCGUGAGGACGGUAGGCAGUGGUGGGGGUGUGGUGGUGAACCCAGCCUACCAGGCCCCACAGCCACCCCCACAGCCGCCCCCACAACAGCAGCCUCCCCCGCCGAUGCAGCCUCAGCAGGGUCUGCCCCACCACCAGUACCACGCUCUGCCCGCGCACCAGUCCGGGGGCGGCUACACCAGCUACAACGGCUAUCAGCCCGAGGCCACUGCCGGCUACGCGGGCUACCGGCAGCACCAGCACCACCACAACUACCCCCACCACGACCAGUACACGGCGGCCGCGUACGCCGCCGGGGUCUACGCCGACGGGGGCGGUGCCUACAACCCGGAGAGCGUUCACCACCAGCACAUGGUGCACCACCAGACUGGGCCAGAGUACUACCACGACGGCAUGCACCACCACCAUCACCACCACCACGCCCACCCGCACCAGCACCACCAGCCGCAGCAACAGCAACAGCAGCACCAGGCCGGCCCCAUCGUAGCGCAGCACCAAUCCUUUGUGCAGCAUCCCCACCACCAGCACCACCAACUGAACCACGGGCAGCAGCAGCUCGAGUACGGCAAGCACCAGCAGCAGCACCACCACUACUACGAGCACCACCAGCACCAAGGGCACCACCUCGUGCACCAGGGGGGCGACGCUUCCACCAUCCCGUCCAAUUUCGUCUCGUCGCCCGACCCUUUCCCCUUGACCAACGCCAACUCCAACGGCACUGCCAACGGCGCCAGCAACAACAACAACAACAACCCCGGCACGCCCAACAACAACAGCAACAACGGCGGCAGCAACCAGACGACGCCCAAUGGCGCGCCCCCGACGCCGGCGUCGGCGUCUUCCGCGACGAUCAUGACGCCGCCCACCAGCGUCCACCCCUCGGAGGGCUCCGGAGAGAGCGGCGGCUUCGGCACUGGAGGCGGCGGGGGCGGCUUCCACCAUUUCUACAGCGAACCGCCUCCAGAGAGCAGCAACAGCUCGGCCGAUUUCAACUUCCUGAGCAACCUCGCCAAUGACUUUGCCCCCGAAUACUACCAACUGAGCUGAAGCCUACGCUCUGUGGACUGAAGACUCCGUGUGUCGAACAUUUCUGCAGCUGCCGUCCGGCGGACAGCUUCAAUAACUGGAAAAUGGCAGCUGAUCCAGCAGCUUCCCCAACUUCGCCCCAGAGUAUUUCCAGCAAAGCUGAAAGUUAUGCUCUACUGAAGUUACGAGGCUGUGUGUCGGUGGUUGCCUCAACUGCCCAGUGACGAAUAGCUUUAAUUACGCAUUGAUGAUGCCACUACAGUCGUUCAUCACUCAGAAAUUGUUACGAACCCGACACGCUUUUUAGAUGAACACUACUAUACUGGAUAUGGAGUUGUUUUCCCAUUGCCUUAACGAACUAGAGGGCUCCUCGCGUUUCUCAGAAUUUUACCUGUGAUCUAAAUGAAGUUGAAUUAUUAGCGUGUGUGAAGCAUGCUUUUAAAAUCAAUGCGAAGGUGUCAAAAAGUUCAACAGUCGCAAACGUUCUUUAUCUGACCUCAAAUUGAC
Molecule: messenger RNA, 2532 nt
Organism: Schistocerca cancellata (South American locust)
Lineage: Eukaryota; Metazoa; Arthropoda; Insecta; Orthoptera; Acrididae
Gene: pb
Product: homeotic protein proboscipedia
Exons: 7
Coding region: 1-2046 (681 amino acids)
Biological process (GO): regulation of DNA-templated transcription
Molecular function (GO): DNA-binding transcription factor activity, RNA polymerase II-specific; DNA binding
Source: RefSeq, a predicted model, not a curated record